This is a messenger RNA of Chiloscyllium plagiosum (whitespotted bambooshark), 862 nucleotides long. It is a transcript of the gene mrpl54, whose product is annotated as mitochondrial ribosomal protein L54. Gene Ontology annotation, molecular function: structural constituent of ribosome. The record is from RefSeq and is a predicted model, not a curated record. NCBI's taxonomy places the organism in Eukaryota, Metazoa, Chordata, Chondrichthyes, Orectolobiformes, Hemiscylliidae. Gene Ontology annotation, cellular component: mitochondrial large ribosomal subunit.
GGACGGUGAGUGAUUGACGGGGAGGUGGUGGAGAGUAAUGGCCACCUGUGCUGGGUUAGGGCGGUGUUGCUCGGUGAGGCUCGCGUUGCAGUCGGUCCGAGCGUGUCCGGUCGUGGCUCGUGGAUAUGCCAAGAAGGCGGCUGUCAAGGGGAAAGGAAAGAUGGGAGUUAAAGAAGUUCUGCAAGGUCCAGAGGUUUGUAAGGAUCCUGAAAUUUUGACCACGCAUGCUGUGGGAGUCAAUAUUUAUAAACAAGGCAAAGAUCCAGAACUGCGGCCAGACGCAGAAUACCCUGAGUGGUUGUUUAGGUUGCACCUUGGUCCACCAAAGAGUUUGGAUGAACUAGACCCGGAAUCUUGGGAAUACUGGAAACUGAUUAGAAAACAGCACAUGUGGCAACACAACAAAGUUCACAAAGGAAAGGCAUUCUAGAAAAAUCUUAAGGAUAUUGGACUCGGAGAUCCAUUUCUCGACAAUGAGGAUUGCAGUCUGAAGGAGAGAAUUCAAAUCACGGACAUCCUGUGCUACUUACACUGAAGAAAGUGAGCACUGCAGAUGCUGGGGAUCAGAGCUUAAAAAUGUGUUGCUGGACGGACUUAUGCCCGAAACAUCGAUUCUCCUGUUCCUUUGAUGCUGCCUGACCUGCGCUUUUCCAGCAACACAUUUUUAAGCUACUUGCACUGAAACCAACAAUCAAACACACAGGAGUGUAUUGUGAAGGAAUUGUCUGUGUUCCAAAGGAAUUGUGUCUGUGUUCCUUGAACAUGGGUGAUGUGAUUCAGACAGUGACACUUGGGAAAAAUGUGCUUCACAUUUUCCAUUUACUGAUAAAUGAUGCAGAAUAAAAAUAGCAAUUUACAAAAA